AGGAUAGAAGACAAAGGCAAGGAGUAUGGCUCUUAUGUCAAAUCUGGAAAACUUCGUUGGUUUGUGAGAGAAACAGGAUCCUCCAAUAAUCCGCAUGGGACAAUUGUGUUUAUUCAUGGGGCUCCUACUCAAUCAUAUAGUUAUCGAGUAGUUAUGUCUCAGAUGGCAGAUGCUGGCUACCAUUGCUUUGCUCCUGAUUGGAUAGGAUUUGGUUUUAGUGAUAAACCCCAACCAGGAUAUGGAUUUUUAUAUACAGAAGAAGAAUUCCAUUCAGAAUUUGACAGGCUUCUCGCCACACUGGAUAUCAAUUCUCCAUUUUUCUUAGUGGUUCAGGGAUUUAUCGUAGGUUCAUAUGGAUUGACUUGGGCUUUGAAGAACUCAAACAAGAUUACCAAACUGACCAUUUUAAACAGCCCAUUGAAUGUUUCUUCUCCAUUACCCGGGUUAUUUCAAAAACUAAGGAUCCCACUUUAUGGCGAAUUUACAUGUCAGAAUGCUGUUAUGGCUGAGCGUUUUAUUGAAGCAGGCAGCCCGUAUGUUUUGAAGUUGGAGAAGGCUGAUGUAUAUCGAUUGCCAUACCUAGCAAGCAGUGGACCUGGAUUUGCAUUGCUCGAAGCAGCAAGGAAAGCAAAAUUUAAAGAUAUACUAGGUCGAAUAGCAGCUGGAUUUUCAUCUUCAAGUUGGGAUAAACCAAUAUUGCUUGCAUGGGGAGUAGCAGAUAAGUAUUUGCCUCUGUCUGAAGCUGAAGAGUUUCAGAAGGGAAACCCUGGUGUUGUCAAACUUAAGCCAAUAGAAGGAGCUGGUCAUAUGCCACAAGAGGACUGGCCAGAGAAGACAGUUGAAGCUCUAAGAACAUUUUUCUAGACGAAAUGUUAAAGCACUUAAACUCUGAUUUUGUGGCUAUCUGGUUGAUGAUUUGGAUUACCAUGUCAUUGAGAACUCUUCCAAUGAGUAAUAUGAUGAUGAGGUUGCCGGAUAACCAAAGUACUAGAUCAAACUCUUUUAAUAAUUAUAUGAUGAAAUGCGUGUAAUUUUGUUGGAUGUUAUCUACAUCAAUAAUCGACACUCUGUAAUUCUAAAUUUUGUUGUAAUUCUAUCUUUUGAGAAAGGGCCAAGUCUUGGGUAGUCAAUGCACGGUAUUUUUUUUGUUAAGUUGUGAAUUCUUUUGUUUGUAACUAAAACUGGAAUAAACAUUCUGAUUUUUAGAUAAUGUCUUCUCAGUUUUUUACCAUAAA
This is a messenger RNA of Elaeis guineensis (African oil palm), 1235 nucleotides long. Lineage: Eukaryota; Viridiplantae; Streptophyta; Magnoliopsida; Arecales; Arecaceae. The record is from RefSeq and is a predicted model, not a curated record.